AUGCCGUCAGACGAAAGCGCUUCUGAGAGGGAGGAUGAAGAGAAUCAAGGGGACUCUGGACAGUAUGAUGACGACGAUGACGAUAAUGAUCAAGGCAAUGACAGCGACGAGCGGGAGCAGAAACCAAUUCGUAAAAGGUCAAAAGGCAAGGGCAGAACUGGUGCCAGGAGGUACAUUGAUGAUGCAGCUGAGGAGGAAGAUGAUGAUGGUGGAGUCAAAGCAUACGAUGAUGAGGAUGAUGAGGACGACGAUGAACUAGAUGACAACGACGGGAAGUCCAAAGGAGCGUUUAUCGUCGAUGACGACGAAGAGGAGGAACGCCCGCGAGAGAGGAUCCGCAUCUCUGAGUCUGAGAAAAAGGCAACGAGGGAUGACCUCGAACUUGUGAGGGAGAAUCUCAACCUUGAUGCGGAGAUCGAUCAUGCGGAUGUUGCCGAUGACAGCGAUCAAGAUGAUGAGGGUGGAGAUGACGAGCCGGCGAGAAAGCGCAUCAAGCGUGCCCAGACCUCUUGGAAGGACCAGCGGGAGUAUGAUGAGAGGCCAGGCAGAUCUCACAGCUACGAUGAUGACGAAUCUGAUGACUCGAUGGGUGAUUUCAUCGAAGACGAUGAACCUGAGGAGCUAGGGGCAGGUGUUGGCAAGAGGAGAAGAAAGGGGCCCCGAUCGUCCGUCAACGACAACGAGCUAGAGAAGAUCGAUAGAGCCGUUGACCUGUUCGGGGAUGAUGAGUACGACGACGAGUACGACGAAGAAUCGAAGGCGGCAGAUGAGAAAGAGGAAGGCCCGAGUUUUGAAAAGCUCUACGAGCCACACUUGAUCAAGGAGUACUUCCUCAGCAAAGAAGAUGAUGAAAUCCGGAAAACAGAUGCUCCAGAGCGCCUACAAAUCGAUUUGAAGAAGAGAGGGCCAACCCCGACAUUGGAGGAGGUGAAGGACGAGGCUGAAUGGAUUGUCAAGCAGCAUGCCAAGGAUAUUAAAUUCAUCGACUGGAAGUAUCUGGAGGAGUUUGGAGAUGACAUGGUGGAGGUGCCUAUUCCCAUCGAAGAGCAAGACGACGAGCAGCAGCAGCAGGUUAUGAAGGUCACACGUUCUGAACGCGCGAGGGACCUCAGGGCGAGGUUGGUGUCGAAAAUAACAAACGUGAUCUGUUUCUUCCGUGGAGUUGAGAAGGAGGACAUCCAUCAUACGGCCUCACACUUCUUCGAGGGAAUCCCCAAAUGGUGGGAAACGUCCACCGAGGAUGUUGAACAACCUGCCAUGCCUGAGUCGAUCAUUUUCGAUAUUCCUUUCAUCGCCCAUUACCGCAAGGAGUACUGGAAGCCUGAGUUGCGGGCAGAGGACCUCUGGACCAUCUACGAUCUAGAUGCGCGUUACUGCUUCCUGAAGCAGAGGAAGGAACAACUAAAGUUGAACCUUGAGGCGGCAAACGACACGGCAUCGCUCAACGUCCUGCAGAAAGCAUUUUCGAUGGAGGAACUCAGCGACGUCAAGGCGUUCAUGGAGCUGAGGAACUCUGAAGCUGAAGAGGAGCAAGUAGAGCAAAAAGGUUUCAAGCGCCCAGUCAAGUACUCGAGGUACAGAGUUUGCAAGAAGGCUGGAAUCACUAAGAUCCUUGAGCGCUUUGUGCUGAACCCGGUGAAACUUGCGGAGAACCUUGCUGGGUAUAAGGUCCACACCCCGCCAGACCCUGCUGAGGGCCCAGUGGAAUUCCUGAUUGACUACGUGGAGGAUGCGAGGGAGUAUGGCUUACAGGACGUGAAUGCGUUGCUGUCAGCCAUCCGGUUCAGUGCCGCAAAGGAGAUUGCCGCUGACCCGGUGAUCCGCCGCUACGUGCGGGAAGAGUUCUUCCUGCGGUCCGCAACGGUCACUUGCUCCGAGACGAAGCAGGGAGAGGAUUCUGGGGAGACCAUUCACCACGAGUUCCGCAACUACAGACAGGUUCCCGACCGAGACAUCGGCGACGAAGACUUCCUGACGAUCAUGAAGUGCCGGAGCGAGAAGUAUCUCAACGUUGAGAUAAGGAUGGACCCAAGAAGCCACGAUCGCCUGCUCGAUGAACUGAUCCGCUGCUACAAGAGCGACGAGCAGAACUCUUGCUCGGAAGAAUGGAACGACUUGAGGGUAGGCAUCCUGAAGGAGGCAUUGGAGACCAACCUGUACCCGACCAUGGAGAGGAUGCUGGUGGAAGUUCGUCAGAGGAAGGCCAAGGACCGAGUGGGAAAGCAGAUGCAGAUGGAGUUGGAGAACCAACUUCGGGUUCCCCCCUACGUCUACCGCUCCGUGGAUGGGACCCCCGAGACGCCCAAGAACAUCAUGGCGCUGUGCUAUGCUGAGCCGUCGGAGAUCGUGGUGAUCAAUCAGCAGGGGGAGGUUGUGAGCUACAAGUCGAUCAACCUGAGUGUCCCCUUCAGCGGAAACCACAUCAACGCAGCGUUCAAGGACAACGAGGCCCACCAGCUCAUGUCUUUCCUCGACGAGCAACGACCUGAUGUGAUUGUGAUCGGCUCUGGAGGAGGGCUCAAGUGCAGGACCCUCAAGGCCCAGUUCGAGCGGCUCGUCUCAGCGUGCGAGUCGGAGGGGAUCCUUCAUCGCACCAUCGACGUUCUCCUUAGCGAGCAGUCGGUGGCGUAUAAGUACUCGCACUCGCCCAGGAGCAUGCAGGAGUUUCCUCGCUACCCGCCCACACGCCUCAUGGCCGUGUCGCUUGCUCGAAAGCUCCAGGAUCCUCUUCGUGAGCUGUCGGGGUUGUGCAUCGGCUUGUCUGAGGACAUCCUGUCGCUCAACCUGCACCAGCUGCAGGGGAUGCUGGACAAGCAUGAGAGGGUCAAGUUCACGCAAAGAGCCUUCAUCAAUGUUGUCAACGACGUUGGGGUCGAUAUCAACCUUGCUGCUGACAAGCAGAUCAUCUUCGGCAACACGUUGCAGUUCGUCGCUGGGCUGGGCCCCAGGAAGGCGCAGGAGCUGCUGAGAAUCAUCAGCCAGUACGGUUGUGUGCAGUAUCGCAAUGCGCUGCUGGAGGACAGGAACGUCCGCACAGUUUUCAAGGAAGUCACUUUCUACAACGCCUCCGCGUUCAUGAAGAUAACCAAGAACACUUCCAUGUGGAUGGACGACCUUGAGGUGGGGCAGUACAAGGACCACGAGGAGAACCAGGCGAAGUGGAAUGAGCAGGGAGGAGGACCGCUCGAGACUACUAGGAUACACCCUGAGUCGUACAGGUUCGCCAGGAAGAUGAUUUCAGACGCGCUGGAGGAGGAGGACGACUGGAACCUUCUGGUCCGCGCGCUCCAUCCGGACAAAGAGCUGCAUCGGCAAAUCUCGGAGGCGCUGUGGGAGCAGGACCUCGAGAGCUACGGAAAGAUCAUCUACCAGUCGACAGGAGAGAGGAAGACGGAGACUCUUCAGGACAUUCGAACUGAGAUCUUGAAUCCCUUUCAUGACAGCCGGAAACUAGAGCAACUCGACGAUGGGCUGUUGCCAUGGGAGCUGGACAAGCGAAGCGAGUUCAACCUGCUGACGGGGGAGAGCGACAGGGUGAAGCCGGACGGGUCUAAAGUCUCGACGCUCAAAGACAAAGUCGUUCACGUUCGCGUCGCCAAGCUCGUCCGCCCGCACUCGCGCAGUGAAGACCCCGACGCCCCUCCCCUCCCUCCCUACAAGAUCAUCUGUAAGCUCGAAAACGGGCUCAUCGGCGUGUUGGACGAAAUGAAUUUCGGGGAUACGGAUGCUGACAAGCGAACACUCCAGAGCAAGGUGAAGGAGAAUGACAUUCUUAGCUGUAUGAUUGUGGACGUGAAGUAUGAAGAGUUCUCGGUAGACUUGACGGCCAGGGAGUCGCUGAUACGAAAAGUCGAGAAAGUCAUGAAGAAGGAGGUCAAGGGCAAGAAGGCCGGUCAGAUCCGUACGAGGCUGAUUGAUCACCCGAGCUUCUCCAACGUGCCGAGGAUGAAGGCCCGUCGACUCCUUGAGGAGAGAGAAGCUGGAGAGUUUAUCAUCCGACCUUCGAGUCAAGGGUUGGACACGUUGUCUGUCACUCGGAAAGUUUGCGAUGCUCCGAUCGGCGACGAUGGCGCUAUCAUGCCCGUAUACCAGGAGGUGCAGAUAAAGAUGUUCGAGCAGCCGAGUCCGUAUGAGUUGGGCAAGCGACUGCAGAUUGAGAACAGAAGUUUCGAGAACCUUGACGAGCUGAUCAUCGGCUACAUCGAAGUUCUCGGCUCCCAUGAAGCCAAGAUGAUCGAGCACGCGAAGUUCUGUAACGGUGAAGCAGCCGUUGUUGCAGCUCCCCAACCCUCACUGGUCUACAGCCUCCGCCCCUGA
Molecule: messenger RNA, 4317 nt
Organism: Guillardia theta CCMP2712
Lineage: Eukaryota; Cryptophyceae; Pyrenomonadales; Geminigeraceae
Exons: 18
Coding region: 1-4317 (1438 amino acids)
Biological process (GO): positive regulation of transcription elongation by RNA polymerase II; transcription elongation-coupled chromatin remodeling; nucleosome organization
Cellular component (GO): transcription elongation factor complex
Molecular function (GO): nucleosome binding; histone binding
Source: RefSeq, a predicted model, not a curated record